CUCUCACUUGGAGCACAGCUUCAGCAGCCUUUCAGCGGCUGCUCUCUCUGCGUCACAUCUUUUUAAACAUAAACUAAAGCAGAUGGAAUAAUGUUUGCUUAAAAUAACAAUUUGUUCUACAUUGGAAGAGAAAAUACUUUUUGGUAUCUAUGGACAGAUUUUAGGUACCUGAAGAUAUUCUGCAUGAGUGUUACCUGGGCAUUAUGAAAAGGUAUCCAGGCGUCUUCCACUGCUGGGAGAGAAUGCUUGUUUUUUAAAAUUUUGCCAAUAUUUUAGUGUCUCUUCAUAAAAACUGCAACGCGAUCUGCCCCUUUUUGCGCGCUACUUUCAAAACUUUGCAUGACCGUAAUGGAGCGCACCGGAUUAGCUGUUUUAAUGGUUUUGACUGUUGCGCUCAUGAGGGUAGCCGACGGUGACCAGGAGGCAACAGGUGGGAGGUCCGGGGACCUCUCGAAAACACCUACAACCGGCCAGUCCACAACUCUGCGCCGCAUGCCCAGGGGAGCGUCAGCACCCACAGUUGAAUCGGCUCACGUUGCGGGGGCUUCCGGGGAAGACCCCGUCUCUACGCCGCAAGACAGAGCGCAGCGCACCGCCAGACACCCGCAAAGGAGCAGAGUGAACCGCGGGCAAAGCAGCAAGCCCGGCUCCUCCAGCACAAGGCGACUGACCGGGCCAAAUGUCUGUGGAGGUCAGCAGUGCUGCUCUGGUUGGGCAGUUGCUCCAGGAACCAACCGCUGCAUAAAACCUGACUGCCAGCCCCCCUGUCAGAACCGCGGCUCCUGCAGUCGACCACAUACCUGUGUGUGCCGCUCGGGCUUCCAGGGGCCCCGCUGUGAGGAGGUGGCCCCCGAGCAGGUGUACAUUCGCGAGCGUGGCACUCUGAGGCGCAUUCAGCCAGGCACCAAACCCUUCCAUAGAGAUCCACCACAGAGAAGACCCUCAGAGAGGCAGACUGCUGACACCAUCAAGGUCCAGACCCCACGACCUGUGACCACCAAGCAGCCUAUCCAGACUGUGACCCAAGCAAGACGAGGACCUGCAUUCUCCUCGCCUCAGCAUACUGGGACCUCCCGUACCGUGAAGCGUUAUCCAUCAUCCUCCGAACCCAUAACCUCCAAUGCCCUGCCCAACGGCAACAGCGUUGCUAAUGGCCAUGGCAGAGAGCAGAAGAACAAAAACUGGUAUGACCACAGGAACAGACAAAGCAACACGCCAUCCCUUAACGGUCAAAGUCCUCCCAGCGACAGCCAUUUACAGGGACAGUUCAACAAUGUGUUACAUCCAGCUGGUUCUAACCUCACCUCCAACCUGGACCGCAUUAAGAUCGUCUUCACACCUAUGCUCUGCCGGAGGAUGUGCAGCGGCGGGCGCUGCUAUAACAGCUGCGAGAAGGGAGAUGUCACCACUGUAUACAGUGAGACAUCGCAGCAGCAGCAGCAGCAGCAGCAGCAACCAAAGAACCAAGGCUUCAGACUCUUCUUCUGUCAAAUCCCCUGCAUGAACGGAGGCCGAUGCAUUGGCAGGGACCUGUGUUGGUGUCCGUCAAACUCAACGGGGAAGUUUUGCCACCUACCGGCACCGCCGCCCCCCAGACCCACUCUUCACAGCCACAAGGAUGCUGGCCACCAGGGAGUGAAAUCACCUUCCCAUUCCAUGUACACUUUGCCGUUGUCCAAUCAACAAGUGUCUCUCCACCCAUCCUUGGUGAACGUCCACAUUCAGCAUCCGCCAGAGGCCGAGGUCCAGGUUCACCAAGUAGCCCGAGUCCAGCCUGGACAGAGAGCAGUCAUCACAGACGGCGCUCACUCUGUCCAGCAGCGCUCCCAGCCUGGAAACGGACUUGAACACACCAGUGAACACAACGGCAGACUCACACAUGUCAAUGGCCACAGUUCAACUCCCAUCCUCCAGAAUGGGCACGUUGGAAGAUGCUUUCAGGAAACAGUGGAUGGACAGUGUGGCAAACCUCUGCCAGGCCUAACCAAACAAGAUGAUUGCUGUGGAAGUGUGGGUGCCUCUUGGGGCCUGAACAGGUGCCAAAAGUGUCCAACCAAACCAGCAUAUGCAGUGAUUGCGAACGGACAAGUGGAGUGCCCCAAAGGUUUUAAAAGGAUGAAUGUCACACACUGUCAAGACAUCAAUGAGUGCCUGUUGCCAGGGGUAUGCAAGAAUGCUGAAUGUCUCAACACCAAAGGAAGCUACAGAUGCACAUGCAAACCAGGUUUUAUGCUAGAUGCUGCCAGGAGCCACUGUGUCUCUGACAAGGCCGUGUCUGACCACAGGGAUUCAUGCUACCGUUCGGUUUCAUCAGGAAUGUGCUCUCUGCCUCUUGCUAAUCACAUCACUAAGCAGAUAUGCUGCUGCAGCCGUGUCGGCAAGGCCUGGGGAAAUGAGUGUGAUCGAUGUCCUUUGCCAGGUUCAGACCACUUCAAGGAGAUCUGCCCAGCUGGUCAUGGAUACACAUACUCACGAUCAGAUGUGCAGAUUUCACUAAGGCAGCUGGAGCAAGAUGAGUUGCAGAGCACAGGAGUGACUCUGGAGGAGCAGUAUUCUGAGUUCCCAUCCUCCCAGCCUUCAAGACACAACAACUACCCUCAAACACCCCAAUUAGCCCAGUACCCUGAAUACCCCGAGACACCACGAGUACCCCAGUACCCUUUGACUCCACAAUCAGGGCAAGAAACACCAAGACUGGAAGAAGAUGUGGAAAUUCUGAUGCCGCCAGCUGUUGUGACCGACUCACCACCGGACCAUCCAGACAUUAACAAGUGUGCUACUUCACCAAGUAUAUGUGGCCAUGGAAAAUGUGUUCCUGAGCAGAGCGGAUACACUUGCGACUGUGAGCCGGGAUUCAAGCUCAGUGCAUUGCAGAACAGUUGCAUUGAUUUGAACGAAUGUGAAGGGGACCCAUGUGAGGGGAAGGGUCGCUGCAUAAACAGCUAUGGCUCCUACACAUGUCAGUGCCACAGUGGCUACAGCCAGGUGAUCACCCAGAACAGGAAAUUCUGUCAAGACAUCAACGAGUGCAGCAUGCCCAACAAGUGCCAGAACGGCCAGUGCGUCAACACUGAGGGAUCUUACACCUGUGAAUGCAAUGCCGGCUUCGCCAAGUCAUGGAGGGGCCUGUGCGAAGAUAUAGAUGAGUGCAGAGAUCCCAGCUCCUGUCCCAAUGGCAACUGCGUCAACACUCUUGGCUCCUUCCAGUGCCAGGCCUGUGGCCCAGGCUUCAGGCCCAUCGGUGGGAGAUGUGUGGAUGUCAAUGAAUGCUUGAACCAAACCAUUUGCGGCCGUGGUCGUUGUGUCAACAGAGAGGGCUCCUAUAUGUGCAACUGUUUCCAAGGCUACACACUCUCACCAGACAAUGUUUGCCAAGAUGUGGAUGAAUGUGUGCUCCCGGGAGUCUGUCUCCACGGCCACUGCACCAAUUUGGACGGCACCCACAAGUGCACCUGUAACCUUGGUUACCAAGUCUCCUCAGACAGGAAGUCUUGUGAAGACCUCAAUGAGUGUGCAAGUGGUACAGCAUGCCAGGCGGGGAUUUGCAUCAAUACACCAGGUUCGUACAUUUGCCAGAAAUGCGGGCCUGGGUUUGGACCAUCUGUUGAUGGGCUGAGAUGUGAAGACAUUGAUGAGUGUGCACAGGGAGACCUUUGCUAUAAAGGGCUGUGUGCCAACACAGAGGGAUCCUUCUUUUGCACCCGAUGCCAAGCUGGCUAUAGAGUGUCUGAGGACAGGCAGAGAUGUGAAGAUAUUGAUGAGUGCCAGUCCCUGUCUACCUGUUCCAACGGGAUCUGUCUAAACUCAGAAGGGUCUUAUACAUGUGAGAACUGCCCUGCAGGGUAUCGUGUGUCUUUUGAUGGGGAACUCUGUCAAGAUAUCGAUGAGUGUGCAGUUCCAACUACAUGCCCCCAGGGAAAAUGUACAAACACUGAUGGUUCAUUCAAGUGCGUCACUUGUCAGCCUGGUUUCACAGUUUCUGACGAUGAACAAGAAUGUGAAGAUAUUGACGAGUGCCAGGCUCCAGGUGUUUGCCUUGGAGGUGUAUGCAUUAACACAGAGGGCUCCUUCUCCUGCAUGUCCUGCGAUCCGGGCUUCAGCGUAGCACCCAAUGGCCUCUCGUGUGAAGAUGUGGAUGAGUGUAGCAGAGACGAUGUGUGUAUUCGAGGAGAGUGUGUGAACAGUGACGGCUCUUUCUUAUGCUUGUGCGAAGCCGGCUUCAAGUUCAACACUGAUUCAGCUGACUGUGAAGACCAGGAUGAGUGUCAAGAGUUUGGAAGCUCAGUGUGUGGCACCUGGAGCUGCAAGAACACCAUUGGCUCCUACAGGUGCAUCAUGCCGUGCCAGCCUGGCAUGCUUAGCAGAGACUGCGAUAUUGAUGAAUGCAACAAUGAGACCAUCUGUGGGAGCCAUGGCUUCUGUGAGAACACAGACGGUUCCUUCCGCUGCCAGUGUGACAGAGGCUACACCAAUCCACCCGGAGAUAUUACCAGAUGUGUUGACCUGAACGAGUGUGAGAUGAGUUCGGCGCUGUGCGGGGAGGCCCUGUGUGAGAACGUCGACGGAAGCUUCCUGUGCAUCUGCCCCAACGACAAUGAGGAAUUUGAUCCUGAAACCAGCCAAUGCCGCUCCAUGGCCGUUCCUGACAUAAAGCCAAUUUUUUCAUCCCCCGGAUCAACCGAAGAGAGGAAGGAUUGCUAUUAUAACUUAAAUGACGCAAACUUCUGCAACAACGUCUUGUCUCGCAACACCACCAAGCAGGAGUGCUGCUGUACAGCCGGCGCCGGCUGGGGGGACAACUGUGAGAUUCACCCCUGUCCUCUUAUAGGAAGAGAUGAUUACAACCAGUUGUGUCCCCAUGGCAGUGGGUUAUUAUCUCUACCUGGGUCUUCAUUACUGGGUCAUGGAGAACAGCUGCGUUACAAAGAUGCAAAUGAAUGUGAAAUGUUUGGACAUGAGAUUUGCAAGAAUGGACAGUGUUCCAAUUUCUUUUCUGGGUAUACCUGCUACUGUCAGUCUGGCUAUUUCUACGACAAAAUCAGGCUAGAGUGUGUGGAUUACGAUGAGUGUGGAUAUGGAGACCCUUGUGUCAACGGAGCGUGUGUGAACACGGUAGGAUCGUUCAACUGUUUCUGCAGUCCACCGUUAGUCCUGGAUGGCACACAGCAGCGCUGCGUCAGUCUCAACACAACAGAAGACAUCAUAGAUUCUGGUCAGGAUGUGCACGUAGAUAUUUGCUGGCGCCGGCUCGAGGGGCACAACAUGUGUGCAGAACCAAUCCAGGAGCGCAGAACUACAUACACUGAAUGCUGCUGUCUGUACGGCGUUGCCUGGAGUGGUCAGUGUGCGCUCUGCCCCAGGAAAGACUCUGAUGACUAUGCUUCCAUGUGCAACCUCCCUCGGACAGAAGGCAGAGACAGUCUUAGAGAGCGGAUUGGAUAUGAGUACGGAGUCGAAGGCCAAGAUCUUCCUCCAUACUGGGAUAACUAUGGUGGUGGCAGUCCUGAAAGUGUUCCCAUGUUUACCGACAGCGACUACAACAUCCCGCAACCACCUUUUCGUGUCCCUGUCUUACGACCAGGCGGGAACCAGCCCCAACCAUUGGAUCCCUAUGCAGAGCGAUUCGACAGCUUUGAGGGUCUCCGAGCAGAGGAGUGUGGGAUCCUGAAUGGAUGUGAAAACGGACGCUGUGUACGUGUUCGAGAAGGCUACACCUGCGAUUGCUUCGACGGUUAUGAACUUAACAUGGAUAAGAUGGCCUGCAUAGACAUAAACGAAUGUGAGGACAUCAGCGACAAGGUCCCCUUGUGUCAGAAUGGCCAGUGCACCAACACAGAGGGGUCCUACAAGUGCACCUGCCUGCCAGGCUUUGUGGCCUCCGCCAAGCCACACAAAUGCAUCCCUGCGAUCCCCGAGCCCACGCUCAGGGUGGCAGAAAACUGAAACAGGAAAUUAACUUUUUCUGCCUCCUAAAACCUUCAUCCCUGUGCUCUUUCCCCCUGAGAGCCUGGCACUAAACCUCCAACAGUAACACUGUUCGUCCAAGCUUUUGUCCCCACAUGUUCCUCACAGACACAAACAUACACAAGCUUUUUUCUUAUUCCUCACCCUAUUAAACAUUGAAGAGGACAAAAAACUGUGCAGUGAAUGUAUUACAUGGGAUUUAAUUUUCACCACAUAUCCGUUUGCCUUAAAGGGAUUGUUUUUGGGACUGAUUUUUUUUAUAUAUUCAGUGACCCCAGGCAAAUUGAUCUGCUCGUAUAUUUUCCACAAUAUUUUUUCUGUCAAUUAACUUUUUUCGAAGUUUGUUAUUUAUUUCAUUGACAUGACGGGCCUCUGAAAAUUUAAAAAGCCUCCAGCUUCAGAGAUUAUAACUUGAUUCCUCUCCUGUCUCACAGAGUGUCUGUGAGGAGUUGAAUGAUGUAUUUUUUUAAGAAAAGGAAUUUCUGAAGAAAUCUGUCAUAUAUCAUCUUAUAUCUCCAAUGGGUCAACAAACAUCAGAUUUUUCUCACAGCUGCCUUUCUUCAAGAUUUGAGCUAAAGUUUGAAGGAUUUCUGGACCAGAGCAGUAAAACUUUCACAUUAAAAGCUUUGGCAUGACAGAUGCUUUGACAAACUGUACAUAAAUACGAGUUUCUGUGAGAUGUUCAGAAAAUGGUGCACUAAGCAGACUGUUUCACACCAUUUUUCUAAAAAAUUCUAUUACUAAUCCCGUUUCUUUCUUUUUUAAUAGUAUUGAUCUUUUUAAUGCUUUAAUUUUAAAAAAUGAAAGAAAAAAAAAAAAAACAGCCUUGCUAUUAUUUUCUGUACUAAAUUCUAAAAGAAAAGAAAAAAGUAUCCACAGAUUUCAUGACUUAAACAAGAAAUUAGAUUUAUGCUCCAGUGUCACACAGAAAAAUGAAUUCUUCAGACCAUGUCCAUGUGUCCAAUAAGUAGCCUCCACACCUAUUGGCACACUUUGUAAAGAUGUGUAAAAUAAAUUUUUGUUUUAUUGUGGUAGCAUAAUCUCAAAUUAAUUUCUAAAAUAAAAACUACUGUGAGGAAAAA
Messenger RNA from Girardinichthys multiradiatus, 7046 nucleotides. Its product is annotated as latent-transforming growth factor beta-binding protein 2-like. Gene Ontology annotation, molecular function: calcium ion binding; microfibril binding. The record is from RefSeq and is a predicted model, not a curated record. Bases 340 to 5943 code for a protein of 1867 amino acids. The transcript is spliced from 37 exons. NCBI's taxonomy places the organism in Eukaryota, Metazoa, Chordata, Actinopteri, Cyprinodontiformes, Goodeidae. Gene Ontology annotation, biological process: supramolecular fiber organization.